UCUUACUACAGAGUAACCAGCUACAUUUUUGUUGCUAUUUACUCUUAUUUUUAGAAUGUUGGAAAAUUUCAUUGGAAUGGAAAUAGUUACUCUACCCAAUAUAUUGAUUUCGUUUUUCUAGUCUAUAGUGAUCUGUGAUUUCGUUCCCUGUAAAUGUAAAUCUAUAAUUCAGUAAGUCAGUCUCAGUUGUAAAAUGUUAAAAGAACGAAAUAUAAUUGUUAUUAAAAAAUUGUAGAUGCAAAUUGUAUUUUUAUUACGCGGUUGGCGACAAAAUAUACGCAAUGAACAAAGUACACGGACAUCUAUGGUUUCCUGUAAAAUAUUUAAAUUUCCAAAAACGACUAAUCAGUUAUGUGCAAGGUCAAGAGCCUGAGCCAAAAAUUAGAGAAUAUUUCUACUAUAUUGAUCAUCAAGGGAUGUUGUUUUUAGACGAUUCAAAAAUGAAAAACUUUACUUCAUGUUUUAAAGAAAAGAAAUUUUUAGAAUUCUUUUUCAAAAGAAUAAGAUUAAAUAAAACAGGAAGAUAUCAAGAAGAAUUUCCUUACAUAUCGUUAUGUGGAAGAGAGAGAAAUUACAUAAGAUGUGAUGAUCUUCCUAUAGUGUAUACACACAUCAUAACUAAAGGAAAGCCUGCAGUAGAUUUUAUGACAUUUGGAUAUGCAGGUGAAUUACUUUUAACCCAGUUUCAACCAGACAAAGUUUACAUGCUACCUGAAACUGGUAGAGUCUACCAUCCUGCUGAUGAUAAAUAUGGUGGCAUUGGUCUGGUCAGAUCUAAACUUUCUAUAGAAAUUAGCAGAAAUUUCACUUUUAAAAAUGGGGAAUGUAAACCUCCAUCACACUUUAAUUGGAAAGGAAAAACUUAUCAACUAGAUCAGUCAUGGUUUUCAGAGAUGAUUCAAAAGCACAAUCUGAAAAUUAAUCUAUCUGUCCCUGAUACAUGAUAUUUAUUUAAUUUAGCUUAAAACUUGACUGGUUUGUCAGAAUAUCUAUAGAAUCCAAUGUAUGAUAAAUAUUCUAUGAUAAGGUAAUAAAAUAUAAUAAAAACAAUAUUUUAGUCAUUGCAAGUAUUUAUUAACAAGGUAAUAUAUUAUUAUAUUACACUUUUACUUAGAUAAAAAUAUAGUUCUUGAUAGAUGGUAGGUAACAACAUUGUUUUGUUAUAAUUUAUAUAAUUGUUAUUAAAAGUCAAAAUCCUUAUGCAAAUAAGAACAAAAUCUGUAAUGUGGAGUACAUCUACUGUUUUUUUCAUAUAUCACAGGUAUAUAGUAUGGCUAUUUGUAUAUUUUUUGUAAGUUAAAAAAUCAUGAAUUAAAAAUUAUGAUAUAAUCUAA
Bicyclus anynana (squinting bush brown) is the source of this 1334-nucleotide messenger RNA. RefSeq names its product UPF0598 protein CG30010. The transcript has 2 exons. NCBI's taxonomy places the organism in Eukaryota, Metazoa, Arthropoda, Insecta, Lepidoptera, Nymphalidae. The record is from RefSeq and is a predicted model, not a curated record. The coding region runs from base 282 to 944 and encodes 220 amino acids.